CUAACCUAUUCAAACUUCUGUCUGUAAUGGCUAAUUUCUGAAAUCGAUACAUUUAGGCAGUGUGACUGCCCGACUUUGAAGAGUUUUCGUGGUAACGCCACGAAGUUCACCCCCAGAGCCAGAAUUCGACAGUUCCUCGGCUACGACUUGCCUUUCGACAGACACGACUGGAUUAUAGACCGUUGUGGAAAGGAAGUUCAUUACGUGAUCGAUUACUACGACGGAGGACCUGUGGAUCCGAAGAGCGGACGCUUCAGUAUAAUGGACGUUCGUCCGGCAAUGGAUUCUUUUCAGAACGUAUGGGACCGUAUGGUGGUUGCAUAUUGGCGAAUUCGGGUCGACGUGCUAGGGUUGGACCUUAAAGCUCGGCGCCAGGCGUAA
Molecule: messenger RNA, 381 nt
Organism: Soboliphyme baturini
Lineage: Eukaryota; Metazoa; Nematoda; Enoplea; Dioctophymatida; Soboliphymatidae
Source: the annotation of a GenBank genome assembly